AUGACGCAGAACUGGGAGCAACCCCGACCUGGGCCACCGCGUUACCCGCUCCUGACGCAUCAGCCGUCCAGCGGAACCCUUUUCGUCGCGCGGCAAGGAGAGUUCGAUUUCAGGAGUCAAGUGAUCCGGAAACAUCGGCGACCACGAGCACUCCACUGUGCGGAAGCGCCAGCGCCGAAUUCACCACGGGAUGAAAACGACGACGACCACGACAGGGACCAUGACUCAGAACGAAUCGGCGGAACCACAAACGACCAGGAUGACCACCACAGUCGUGCCGCGGCCGAGAAGACCAAGGUGUCUUGGGGCCACUUGCUGAUGAGCGCACUCGUUCAACCUAAAAAUCCGCUUAUCAAGAGUCCAUUUCAAGAUACACCAGAGGAGGAGAGUUUGAUAAUGCCACGACCGACAUCGAACCGUAAACGUAGUUACCAGCAUGAUCGACGAUCCGCCAACGCGCGACGAUCCACGGAGACACACAUAAGGAAACCACCGACCACUUUAACAGCCGCCGGCCAUGACGAGGCCCCAAAGGCCGUCAUCGGGCAAUCACCGCCACCGCUCGUCGCGAUCGCUGCCGGGAUUGUAUCUUGGCCACCACCGACCACGGCCGCAACCCACACGCACAGCGAAGCACCAUCGAGCGCAGCCCCGUAUCUACCAACGUCGCCGAAACCCCAGGCAUCACCACCGGCUCCAGCCACGACGCCGUUCCCGGGACUAACGCCGUUAUGCCCGGCACUACAAACACAUCCACGGCCGGAGCAAUCAAUCCCAGGACUGGCAACGAAGGCAACCUCAUGGUCGUCGGAAUCACCGAUCAUCAUCGAUCGCGCCCAGGUCGUUACCGACACUGCCUCGUCCGGCUGCGCCACAAUCAGCGCAGACAAGUCAUCUAGGGUCCCGAGCACACCCACCUGUUCUCGGCCAACCGGCGUCGCCCACCACAACGAGAGCGCAGAAAGAGCACGGGGUCACAGCGCCUAUGAGCACAUGGUGCAACAACUACUCAAGUCCCCAGAAGGACCCACCACAUCUGUCGCUGCUCAGAGGCUAUCUUCCUCCUCGACAAGCUCACCCCCACCAGGCGGGGCCAUUAUGGCCCGACCCGAAAGAAGUCUUCGUCCGUUAUCUUGUCUGUGUUGA
Molecule: messenger RNA, 1146 nt
Organism: Drosophila subpulchrella
Lineage: Eukaryota; Metazoa; Arthropoda; Insecta; Diptera; Drosophilidae
Product: proline-rich protein 36-like
Exons: 3
Coding region: 1-1146 (381 amino acids)
Source: RefSeq, a predicted model, not a curated record